Molecule: messenger RNA, 1571 nt
Organism: Mesorhabditis belari
Lineage: Eukaryota; Metazoa; Nematoda; Chromadorea; Rhabditida; Rhabditidae
Source: the annotation of a GenBank genome assembly
UUCUAGGGAAAUGUUCUCCACAAACUCUCUACAAAGCCAACUCCUUGUGGUCAUACAUCGAGAAAAUGAAUUUCGAUGAAUGUGGAAAGUUGAUCAAGAAUUUUUUGAUGGAACUACUUGAAGUGGAGCGAUUCGCGAGUCUUCAUCGACAACGUGGUGGGAAGAUUGAUGCGGAGAAUUUUAACAAUUGGUCCGGUCUCUACACAGGAUGCUCGUCAAUGCAAGAGCGACUGAUGACAGCCAAUGAACUGCCACAAUAUCAUGCCAUUCUGAUCAAGGCAGUUGGCCGAGCAGACACCCAAUACUUGACGAAUAAAUACGAGGAGACGAUCAGCGAUGUCAAUCUGUUCAACUAUUGGAGUGGUCGAUUUGAUGAGGUUAAACUGGCCGUGGAACAAUUGGGAUGUUUGAAGCAAGAUGGACAAUCUCCAUCAGAUGAUCCACAUCUUCACUUCGAUAUGUUCAUAAUGACCGCUCUUAUUGGCUUUAGUUGGGAUCUUUUUGAACAAAUGAGGACAAGACGUGGAGAGAAAAUCGAGAACAAGAGGGGACGAGCUUGGAAUCCAACUGAUUGUGAUCGCUGGAAACGGACAAACGAUGCGGCACAAUUGAUCAUGCAUCAACUCCACAAAACUCUCUUGUCGUGCUCGGAGAUCGACCGUUAUUUGGCUCAUUUGUUUGACGAAACUCUCCUCAAACUUCUCUAUCAACGAAUCGAUGAACUGACCAGUGACAUCUCCCAUUUCAUGCUAUGGACUGAUCGUUUCGAAAGCGUUCACCAAGCUAUACAUCGAAGUAAAACGGAAGCUUUAUCCGAUCUAUCUCGUACUUCCGAGCUGCGCUUUUUUCGUUCGCUAACCAGCUUCUCCGUGGUUUUCUUGGUUUGGAAAUUUUGCUUCUGGAAGAACAGCAUGACAUCGACGUUGGAUGUGCCAAAAGGGGUUGUAGAGGAUCCACAGCGAUAUGUUCUCAAGGAGGCUACCAGUAACAGAGAAAACUAUAUUUAUUGGAAUCGACGGUUUGCGACGGCUGGCAUGGCUAUGGAACGACUCGAAGAGAACAUGUGUCAGUACAGUGUUUCGCCGGUGUCUGCUCUCUUCUUUACAAUCAUCAUCUGCUGGGAGCUCAGAGAUGAAGUGGGCGAGAUCAAGCCAUCGACAACAACGAGUUCAGCUGAUGAAGAAGAAGUCAAGAAGAAACCAAUCACGAAACCGCCACAAAAGGAUCGACAAAAAUUACGCUUCACCCCGUGGACCCCCGCGCCUCUUCCCGAAGCCCCAUCACCUCCACCCGCCCAAUCAACCCCACAACCAGAGUUCACCCAGAAGCGAUGUGUCACUUGUGGAAAAGAGUUCACUUAUGAACUCGAGAAUUCUUUUGUCCCCAAAUUCUUCGCUCAUGAGCAAUGUUUUGUCAAGGCUCUCAAAGAACAAAUCCCGAGUCUGGAUGGAAGAAAAAGAAAGGAUUGGAAGAAGGCGUUGUGUGUGGAAGAUGGAUGUAAGGGACAUCUUCUCUUCUGUGAUAAAGUCAUCAAAGGAGUCCCACAUGGAAAUCCGAUCCUCUACGAUGAC